AUGACUACUAUUACUGGAUUGCUCAUUAAUGAAGAACCUGGCCCGGCCUUCCCUGCGGCUGGGUGCGGAGAGGCCUCGCCGGGCGGCCUCCGCCCUUUUGUCUCCGGGGAGCGACCCUCCGCCGGCCUGGGGGUCCCUCGGGGCUGCCACGCACUCGCCUCCCCCGCCCGGGACCCCAGCCGCGCACCUCGAGCGGCAGAGGCCUCGCCCGCCCGCAAGCGCCCCCAGCCUGGGCGGACGAUGGGCAUUGUAGUCCGGCCCGUGGGCUGCUACACGAAGCCGCGGCCUGCGAGAGCCCGGCGGCCCCCGCCCCAGAGCCUACCUGAGGGGGCCGAAGCGAGGGGCGGCGGCCUAGCCGGGCCCAGCAGGCGCCGGAUCCCUCGCCGCCGCGGCGCCGCCGCCGCCUUCCUGCCUCCGCGGUGCGAGGCCGCCGUCCCGCGAGGGCCGCCGCUCUUCUCCGGCCCCGCCGCCGCCUCGCCCGCCGCUCCCGUCCUCCCUCCCUCCCUCCCUCUCCGCGGAGGCAGCAGCGCGACACCCGCGACGCUUUACGGCAGGCCGCCCGACGCCCCCAAGAGGCCGCGGCUCCCGCGCGCGCCCGCUUCCGGAUCCCCGUGGACGCCGCGGGAGGGGCCGCCUCCGCGCUCCCCUAGCUGGCUCGGAGGGCUCGCAUCUCUCCCUCGAGAGGGCCCCGCGCUCCCGCCCGCCCUCAGCAGCCGCUUCCGCCGGGAGACGCCGCAGCGCAGGACGGAAGAAGCGCCGCCCCGCAGGCGUCGCAGAACCCGAAGUGUGGGGGGAAACGCUCUGGGCGGCAGUCUCGACCCCUUUGCCGGCGAGGGAAAGGGCCCGUCUAGGCCCGCAAGGAGCGUCCCCUGGCGGCUGGGGGAGAGAGCGCGGCCGCGAACGCCGCCUGCGGGGAGCGAUGGCCCACCUUUCCGGGUUGUUGUGCACGCGCUGCGAUAA
Messenger RNA from Ahaetulla prasina, 960 nucleotides. RefSeq names its product basic proline-rich protein-like. Lineage: Eukaryota; Metazoa; Chordata; Lepidosauria; Squamata; Colubridae. The transcript has 2 exons. The record is from RefSeq and is a predicted model, not a curated record. Bases 1 to 960 code for a protein of 319 amino acids.